Bursaphelenchus xylophilus (pine wood nematode) is the source of this 642-nucleotide messenger RNA. NCBI's taxonomy places the organism in Eukaryota, Metazoa, Nematoda, Chromadorea, Rhabditida, Aphelenchoididae. The record is from the annotation of a GenBank genome assembly.
AUGAGCACAGCGGCAACUCAGCGUCUCGUUUCGAAAAGACAGACGUUGGACGAAGCCUACGCACCUCCGGCAAAUUUCCUUGAAAUUGAGGUUGUAAAUCCCAUCACACAUGGAGUCGGUAAAAAUAGGUACACCGAUUAUGAAGUGCGUCUUCGCGUAAGUUUAAAUAGCCGCUGGUAUAUUCAGGUUCCCAUUUUUAGACUAACCUCCCCGUCUUCAAGCAUAAGGAAUCAAGUGUUCGAAGAAGGUAUUCCGAAUUUGAAUGGCUGAGAAAUGAGCUGGAAAGAGAUAGCAAGGUACGUUCAAAAAUCAAAUUAUGCGUUUUGCAACGGGUUUAAUCGUUUCCAUGUUAAAAGUUUUGAGUUGCUUUCAGAUCAUAGUGCCUCCUCUACCUGGGAAAGCAUUAAAAAGGCAGCUUCCUUUCCGGUCGGACGAUGGAAUCUUCGAAGAAGGUUUUAUUGAGGAUCGUCGCAAGGGAUUGGAACAGUUCUUAAACAAGUAAGAGCAAUAAUACUCAGCUAGAACUCCCUUUUUAGGGUUGCCGGGCAUCCGUUAGCGCAGAAUGAGAAGUCGCUGCAUAUUUUCCUCCAAUACAAUGAGAUCGACAAGAACUACGUCCCUGGUCGAAUCCGUACUGUUUAA